AUGCUGGGAAGAAUGGGUCCUUCUGUUUUAUUUGUUCUUUUUAAUAUUACAUUUGUCCUCUGUAAUCAUUUCAAACCGUUUAUCGAUUCCGGUACUCAACAGUUUGGCCUGAUUAACCACGAGGAAAAGGCUUGUUUGGUACUAAAGUUUGAUCUAAAGUUGUACAACUUCAAUCUAAACGGAUCCGAUAUUGCCACAGAAACGUUGAACCUUCUCUCAUCCAAGGUCCGAUUAUCUGGUUACUGUGCUUUGCACAACGAAGUGACAAAGUCUUCUGAAUUGGUAGCAAAAUGGGAUUCUGGAGAACGAAAAAAACAGAUCAGGUUUUUGUUCAGAGAAGCUUUUGUCAGAGUGUUGGGUCAGCCGGUAGAUCAACUUCGGUGGCAACUGCAAGAUGUUACCUACACAGAAAAGUUCAAAAGUAAUUAGGAGUUUAGCAUAUUAUUAUUCUAUUUAAAGGUCGCUCAAUUGAAUUCGCUUCUUCUAAUGAUACCAUUGUGGUCAGUGCUCCAGUCCGACAAAAGUUCGUUUGUAAAGACAAACUGAAUGUGACAUUGUAUCACGAAAAGUACAGAAAUUUUAUUGUCGAGUUUCUACCGGAGAUCGACAUGCAACCAGUCAACACCGCAUCUUCUUUUGGCAGCAACAGUAAGAUGACUUUUUUUUAUAAUAUGCUAAUAGAAAGACAUUAAAUGUUUAAAAAUAAUAUUUAAAACAAGGUCGGUGUUAACACGGUUUCUUUUUCAGUCUACUUAUGUGAACGAACACGAAAGCGAACUCUAAGUGAAUCCUUCCAAAACUCGAUGACCGUCUUUUCUGGCGUCGUACUAGGCUUAUCGUCAGUUGGCACUUUGUCCGGCUACAGUGUGUGGCGACAACUUUUACCAUCCCGUCGUACUUUAUAUAACGAUAUAUAA
Molecule: messenger RNA, 917 nt
Organism: Bursaphelenchus okinawaensis
Lineage: Eukaryota; Metazoa; Nematoda; Chromadorea; Rhabditida; Aphelenchoididae
Source: the annotation of a GenBank genome assembly